This is a messenger RNA of Engraulis encrasicolus (European anchovy), 1143 nucleotides long. RefSeq names its product interferon-inducible GTPase 5-like. Gene Ontology annotation, molecular function: GTP binding. Gene Ontology annotation, cellular component: membrane. The coding region runs from base 1 to 1143 and encodes 380 amino acids. The transcript has a single exon. Lineage: Eukaryota; Metazoa; Chordata; Actinopteri; Clupeiformes; Engraulidae. The record is from RefSeq and is a predicted model, not a curated record.
AUGGAUGACAAACGUGCUUUAUUGGAAGAUUCUGGUGAACAGACAACAGAGCGGGCCAUGGCCAAAGCCAAAGACAUAGUUCAGAACUUAGAUAAGGUUACGCUCAACAUUGCUGUGACUGGGGAGAGUGGUGUAGGAAAGUCACUGUUGGUGAAUGCCAUCAGAGGUGUUAAUAGCGGGGAAGAAGGAUGGGCCAAAACUGGGGUGACAGAAACUACGAAGAACCCCAAGGAGUACCCCCACCCAACAAUGCCCAAUGUAAAGAUUUGGGAUUUACCAGGAAUAGGGACCCUAGAUUUCAAAGCAAGUGUCUACAUGAACAAAGUAGGAUUUAAAACGUAUGAUUUCUUCAUCAUAGUGAGUGCAACCAGAUUCAAAGAGAAUGACCUCUUGCUUGCAAAAAAUAUCAAAAAGCAGAAAAAAAACUUCUACUUUGUGCGCUCCAAGGUAGACAUGGAUGUGGCAAAUCAGAUAGCGAGUGGGGAGGGGACAGAGGAAGAGACCCUCCGCUGUAUUAGGGAUGGUUGCUUGGCCAAUCUAAAAAAACAGAACAUCACCAGCCCUGUUUUCCUCAUCACAUCUCAAGAUUUAAGCAAAUACGACUUCCAGAAACUGAUUGAGACUCUAAAAACAGACCUUGGUCAUGAAAAGAUGGAUGCACUCAUGCUCAGUUUGCCUGUGUACUCGAAGCGUUCUCUGGAUGAGAAGUACAGCACAUUCAAGAAAAGCGUCUGGGCACUGGCUGUUGUGUCUGGAGGCAUAGGUGCAGCCCCUGUGCCAGGCCUCUCAUUUGCCUGUGACACUGCCAUGGUGCUGUCCUUCCUCACCAAGGUUUACCACUCAUUCGGCCUGGAUGACAAAGCCCUGAAAAAGCUAUCAGAGAGAGUGAAUGAGCCCAUACUGGAAGAAGUGAAAAAGUCAAAACUUGUGCAGGCAAUGAGUAAAUCCAUGCUUUCAUCCAGUAUGCUGACAAAACUAGGGGCCGCAGCUGGCGUUGAGAUUCUGUCCUGUAUGGUACCGAUUGCUGGCAACAUUGUGGCAGCUGGAGUGUCCUUUGUCACCACACGGGCUGUACUGCAAGAGGGUCUGGAUGAACUCUAUGGUGUUGCCAAAAAGGUGCUCGAAAUGGCAGAUCUGCAGUAG